Messenger RNA from Contarinia nasturtii (swede midge), 2125 nucleotides. It is a transcript of the gene AsnS, whose product is annotated as probable asparagine synthetase [glutamine-hydrolyzing]. Lineage: Eukaryota; Metazoa; Arthropoda; Insecta; Diptera; Cecidomyiidae. Gene Ontology annotation, molecular function: asparagine synthase (glutamine-hydrolyzing) activity. The transcript has a single exon. Gene Ontology annotation, cellular component: cytosol. The coding region runs from base 146 to 1840 and encodes 564 amino acids. The record is from RefSeq and is a predicted model, not a curated record.
UCAAAUCAGUUACAUACAGAACGUCGUCCGAAGCGGAUUGAAUUAAAGCGUACUCCCAGCGAAAAAAAGUAUUUAUCAUCGAUUUUUCAAAUAGAAUUUGAAUUGUUUGCACAAAUUGAAAACGAACAUUUAAAGUGAACGAAAAAUGUGUGGAAUUUUAGUAGUAAUGUCACCAACGGGUGAAAUAAAAAUUUCGCCAAAAUUCGGUAAACGAAUUCGUUCGAUACGUGAAAUGGCGUAUAAACAGUCGAAAAAGCAAAGACAUCGCGGACCGGAUCAUACAGGUGUUGUAGAGUUGCCGGAUGACGGUAUUAUUUUUGUGCAAGAACGUUUGGCCGUUUUGCUUCCAGAAACCGGUGACCAACCAUUGAAAUCGAAAGAUGAAUCAAUUGUAUUGGCGGCAAAUGGUGAAAUUUACAACUAUUUGGAAUUGUCAGCUGAAAUUGCAAAGCAAAAAGGAAAAUAUGUACCUCGCAGUGAUUGUGAUGUUAUCAUUGCAAUGUAUGAAGAAUUUGGCAGCGAAGAAUUUAUGCAUCACAUAAGCGGUAUGUUUUCAUUUGCAUUGUACGAUAAGAAUGCAAAACGAUUACUGGUGAGCCGUGAUCCAAUUGGCAUCAUUCCAUUGUACAUGGGCGUCGAUGAUAUGGGAAAUUUAUGGUUUUCCAGUGAAGUGAAGUGUUUAGUUGACGUUUGUGAUACAGUAAAAGACUUUGAACCGGGCACAUUGUUAACAGUGGAAAAUGGCAAUGUUACACAGACGAAAUACUAUCAGCCGACAUGGAUUAGUGAAAUCCCGACGAGAAAAGCUGAUUUAACAUUGUUGCGACAGCAAUUAAUUAAUGCAGUUCGAUCACAUUUACAAUCAGAUGCACCGUUUGGGUCAUUGCUGUCCGGUGGUGUUGACUCAAGUUUGAUUGCUUCAAUUGCAACGCAAAUUUUACGCGAACGUGAUCCGAACUAUCGUUUGAAAACGUACAGUAUUGGUUUGGAAAAUGCACCCGACUUUAAAUACUCCAACAUGGUAGCAGAUUACAUUGGCAGCGAUCAUCGUGAAAUUAUCUUCAAAAUUGAAGACGGUUUGGAUUGUAUACGUGAUACAAUCUAUCAUACAGAAAGUUAUGACAUUACAACCGUUCGAUGCAGUAUUCCGAUGAUAUUAAUGGCACGUCUUAUUAAAUCAGAAGGUUUGAAGAUGAUAUUAAGUGGUGAGGGUGCCGAUGAAAUUUUCGGCGGAUAUUUAUAUUUUCAUCAAGCGCCAAACGCACAGGAAUUCCAUCAUGAAUUGGUCAAACGAGUAUUGCAGCUGCAUAAAUUUGAUUGUUUGCGUGCCAACAAAGCAACAAUGUCAUACGGUUUGGAGUUGCGCGUUCCAUUUUUGGAUACAGAUUUUCUAAAUCAUUCGAUGAGCAUUCGGCCAGAGGAUAAAAUGGCCGGUAUUAAAAAUCAAUUUGCACAAGAAAACGGUCGUCGCGUUGCUCGCAUUGAAAAGCAUAUUUUACGAGCUGCAUUUGCCGAUGAUUAUUUACCCGAUGCCGUUUUGUGGCGACAAAAAGAACAAUUCUCCGAUGGUGUUGGAUAUUCAUGGAUUGAUUCGAUUCGUAGUUUUGCCGAAUCACAAAUUGACGACGCUGAAUUCGCAAAAGCCAAUGAAAUAUACCCAAUUAAUACACCAGCGACGAAAGAAGCAUUUUAUUAUCGCGCUCUGUUCGAAGAAAUAUUUCCGGGUGAUACAUUCGCAGAUACAGUGACGAAAUGGGUGCCACGAAUCGAUUGGGGGUGCAACCAAGAUCCAUCUGGUCGAGCACAAACAGCUCAUACAGCUGCUUACAAAGAUAAAUAAAAAACCAAAUAUGUUUUCUUUUUUUAUAAUUUUCAAAAAUUUAUUUUUAUCAUAAAAUUUAUCGGAUAAAAUCUGAAUUUUUCAUUUUCGAUUAGAUUGUUAAGUUUAAAUUUAAACAUAAUUUGGUAUCACCGAUCACAAACAGGAAUAUACUCUAGGCAUAAGACUUCAUAUGUAUAACUGAUUUUUUGGCAUGGUUAUAUAAUAAAUUAAACGAGUAUUUAUUUACUUUGUAUACAAUAUAAAAAUAAAAUCCCUUUUCUCCAUUCAUUCUAGAAACAUGAA